GAGGAGGAAGAUGCCCUGUCUCUCUCCUCCUCCCCCUCAGUCCUGUUUAUAGACAACCUAGAGGAGGUGUCUGCUGCUGAGACACCAAGUCCUCCCGAGAGUCCUCAGCGUGCCUGCCCCUCCCCCCAGGCCAUGGAGGCCUUUCCAUGCAGCCAAUCUGAAGAUGAGAGCUCCAGCAUCCAAAAUGAAGAGGGUCCAAACACUGAGGGAGCCCCUGAAGAUGAUGCCGAUUUAUUGCUCCACAAAUCACUGCGUUCGAAGAUGAUGGAAAUGGUGAAGUUCCUGCUCCUGAAGUAUCGUACAAAGGAGCCAACCACAAAGGCAGAAAUACUGAGUAGUGUCAUCAAAGAGCACCAGGACCACUUUCCUGAGCUCUUCAGUGCGGCCGUUGAGUGCAUUGAGUUGGUUUUUGGUGUUGUUGUGAGGGAAGUAGACCCCAGUACCCACACCUAUGUCCUGGUCACUGCCUUGGGGCUAACCUAUGAUGGGAUGGUGAGCGAUGAGCACAGAUUUCCCAACACAAGCCUCCUGGUCACACUUCUGUGUGUGAUCGCCUCAGGGGGUGAUUGUGCCACUGAGGAGAAAAUCUGGGCUGUACUGAAUGAUUUAGGGGUGCAUGAUGGGAAGGUACAUUGGCUCUAUGGGGAGCCCAGGGAGCUCAUCACCAAAGUUUGGGUGCAGGAACAGUACCUGGUGUACCGCCAGGUGCCCAAUAGUGAUCCUGCACGCUAUGAGUUCCUGUGGGGCCCCAGGGCCCACGCUGAGACCACCACGGUGAAAGCCCUCAAGUUUAUGCACACGGUUAAUAGGGAUUUCCAUCUCCUCCCAUCCCUACCUGAAGAGCCUGAGUGCAAUGAGAAACACUAUGCCUGA
Myotis myotis is the source of this 873-nucleotide messenger RNA. RefSeq names its product melanoma-associated antigen 10-like. The coding region runs from base 133 to 873 and encodes 246 amino acids. Gene Ontology annotation, cellular component: nucleus. Gene Ontology annotation, biological process: negative regulation of transcription by RNA polymerase II. The transcript has a single exon. NCBI's taxonomy places the organism in Eukaryota, Metazoa, Chordata, Mammalia, Chiroptera, Vespertilionidae. The record is from RefSeq and is a predicted model, not a curated record.